Molecule: messenger RNA, 3372 nt
Organism: Phymastichus coffea
Lineage: Eukaryota; Metazoa; Arthropoda; Insecta; Hymenoptera; Eulophidae
Gene: jing
Product: zinc finger protein jing
Exons: 9
Coding region: 22-2736 (904 amino acids)
Biological process (GO): regulation of transcription by RNA polymerase II
Cellular component (GO): ESC/E(Z) complex
Source: RefSeq, a predicted model, not a curated record
GGCAGUGCGUUCGUUCGCAAGAUGGCAGACGGGCCGUCUUCGUCGUCGUCGGUGUCCGUACAACAUCAACCAUCAACGUCGUCGUCGUCGUUGUCGUCGUCGCGUCAGUCACGACGCAGCUCGAGCAUGCCACAAAGCAACAACAACAGGCAGCAGCAGCAGCAGCAGCAGCAGCAGCAACUGGCCGUAAACACGAGCAGACGGAGUAGCCUCAGCAAAAUCAUCGCUAGCGCAGCAGUCGUGUUAGUCGAGCGCGCCCCGAUAAAGCGGCUCGUCUCCUCCGUGUCGUCGGCUAGCGUUUCCUCGUUCAGCCCUGGCGUUGGUACUUCGCUGUUGUCCAAGAAGCAGGACGCUUGCGCGAGUACGAGGAAGGAUAAGGAUGCUAAAGUGUGCGCGGGUGGUGAUAAUGUGCCGACGAUUAGCAGCGCUAAUGAUAACAAUGUGUCAACGACGAUUGCCAACAACGCUGUCACCGACGUGACAGUGACAGCACUGCCGGUGGUUGUGGUGACGAGGGGAGCGGCCAAGAAGGCCCGCCAGGAAGACCUCGUUGGGCCCAGCCAACAAGCCAAGAAACGCUGCGCCGAUCGAUACGACAGCUCCGAGAGCUCCGACAGCGGGGUAGCGGUCUCGUGCGGCGACUGCAGCAGCAGCAGCAGCCUGAGCAGCCUGAGCAGCCUGAGCAGCUUGAGCAGCUUGAGCAGCGGCGGCAGUAGCGGCGGCAGCGACAUAACCGAGCCGGGCUCGCCCUGCAGCACGACGAGCAGCAGCGACGAGGGUGUGGUGGUGGUGUGCCCCUCGCCGUCGUCCUCGCCGUCGUCCUCGCCCUCGUCCUUGUCCUCGUCCACGUCCUCGUCCUCGUCGAGCAGCAGCAUCGCCGACAAGCUGGCGCCGACCACGCAAAGCCCAACAGGCCAGCAGCCGCGCGCGCUUCAGUGGCCGUGGACGCCGCCGUUGGCCCAGAGCUUGCACUCGAGCUGCGGCAACAACGGCUACAAGAGGUUCAAAGCCGAACCCGAGCCGGGCGUGACGCCCAGGCUGAGAGACGACUCCGCGCCCAGGAGCUGCUCUUCUCAGGUGAAGUUACAGAACAAGCCUCCUGUUGUCUCUUCGCCGGCCGUACAGCAAGAGUCACAGGGCAAGAUCACCGAGUACUUUAAGACUCAGAUCAAGCCGCAACAGUCCAAGGUCAUUGUUCUCUUGGCUUGGCAACACGGCAACUCGGCAACGAGUCGACUAAUGAAACCCCCUUCCCGUUCGCAGACCAAGAAGAGUCAGCAGAGCGACGUAAGUCACGCGCUGUCCAAGAGCUCGCCGGAGUUUCGCCGACCGAACGCGGUACAGCGCCACAUGAAGAACGGCCUCGGCAAGACGAGCCGAGGCGACUGGCAGGCGCGAGCGUUCCACGCAGCGCGCCUCAGCGCCCAGCAUUCGGAAAUCAAUAAGAAGCCCUCCGGAGCAGCGACGACGACGACGACGACGGCGACGACGAUGACGACGACGGCGAUGACCAACAACGCGAAAAGCCAAGGACUGCCCGUUCUGCCAAUACCGUGCGACGUGCUCUCCACACUGCCAUCCUGCAAGAUCUCCAGUCUCAGGCUCGCUUCCGAGGCUUAUCCGAGUAUAUCCCCGCCACCGAGCUUGGAUACGACCACUGCCCUGGACGACGAGCAGCCUGACGAGUUCAAGGACACUGCCAAAACGAUCCUCAUCAACGAGAACAACAAUCUGACAAACUCGACCAACGAGCCCAACAACAGCACGGAUUUGCUGUCGAGGCUGAUCUUGCCACCGACGCCCAGCGACUCGACCAAGGACGACGACGACGAAGAAGAAGAGUCAUCGAGGGACAGCGCCGAAUCGAAACCAUCAUCGCUGUCGCCAAUCCUGUCGACGCCAACUACCAUCAGGUUUCCAGCCAAGACGCCUAGCAAAGAGAGAAAUCCAACUCCCGACAGUGGAUUCUGUCGGUGGGACAAGUGCGGCGUCAACUGCGAUUCUACUGGCCCACUCUUGGAACAUUUGCAGACGGCGCACAUCAACUCGCAGACGAGCGGCGACAACUUCGUCUGCCACUGGCAAGGUUGCAAGGUGCAGGGCAAAGCUUCGUGCUCGAGGCGUUGGCUCGAACGACACGUGCUGUCGCACGGCGGCAACAAGCCAUUCCAAUGCAUCGUCGACGGCUGCGGUUCUCGAUUUAGCUCGCAGACUGCACUCGAGAGGCAUGUGAACGGCCACUUUAAUCAAUCCGAAACUACCAAUACUACCAGCUCAAGGAAGAGCACCGACAAUGGCGGCAAACUCGUCAGGAGGAAUGGAAAAAAGCUGAGAUAUAGACGGCAACCAUGGUCUGCGCGAACUUUUGACUACUUCGACCCAGGCGUAAUGGAGGGUUUGCAGCACAGACUGGUGGAACUGACAAAAGCGAGGACACAAGGUCACCUGGCUGAAACUCCCGGUGACUCGAUGGCCUUAACUAGUCAAGUAAUGGCGAGAAGAGUUGAACCGGAUGGCCAAGCUAGAGUAUUACUGCGAUGGCAUCCAGAAGACAUGCAUCCGGACGAGUGGGUAUUGGAGUCGAAGGUAAAACUCGUAAAGUACGUGAGCAUUCGUUCAUUGGCAAUGUCGCAGCCCGACGAGUUGAAUACUAUUCUGUAUCCCGCGCUCAACGCCUCCAGCGAAGCUCCCCUACAGCGAGUUAAACAGCGACGAAAACCCCUGAAGAACACGUGAUGACUGCGCUAUGACAAUACCCAAUUCGUUUUGGGUUUAUCUGUAGAUAAGGUACCGCUGUUGCUGUCUAGUCCACGACGAUCGAGCAAACGCAAGAACAAUGCGACCGAUUGAUGUGGCCAGUGCAUCACAUAAGCUCCGGCAGACUCCGAUAGAAAACUUCUUCUUAACUAUACUGCCACUUCGAAUUUUACGAUUUGCCCGAGUCGACUGUCAAUCAAGUUUCGAUACGAUUAUAACCAAUGGUACUACUACUAUUACUCUGCGACAUCAGACGCGCACAAAAAUCCAGCCUAAAAAAAUGUGAGGAAUCCUCGACGAUUAAAAUUAAAGAAAAAAGUUCGAGCCUCGAAAGUGCCUAUCAGCAGCGUUUUAGUAAAUCUCUAAAGUUAAAAGACCAGGAGUAUUAAGACUUUGGAUGACGACGACGAGAAAUGAAAGGAAGCCGAAUAAUUAAUCAUCAUCACUUUGGUGGCCUUAAAAAUCGAUCAUCAAUCCCUAAACAACACUGCAAAUAUUUUGGGCUCUCGAAGGCAAAGACUCAAAGAUUUUGUUUAUUUACAUCUUUAGACGCAAUGAAGAACGAACUUUUUUGAAUAGUGUUCAAAAUGUGUGUGCGUGAGAGAGAGAGAGAGG